AGAAAUUCCAUAUAAACAGUUAUCGUUCACAUUCGACGUUUUAUCGACAUCCCUAUUCGUUUGUUUAUAACCCUCAAGCUAUUGAAAACGUUGGCAAAUCACUCUACUCCAAACCAAGCCCCAAAUGACACACAGCUCCCUAUCUUAUCAGAUGCAAUCGUUAUCUGACCGACCGACGACGACGCUUUCGAAUCCCAAAACGCGUUCGAUAUUGUUUGAAUGAAUCAAUAUACACUUUAGUGGCCUACUCAGUCUGUAGGCUGAAUGGCUUACCAACCCUAUCUGCUGGUGAAAUGAGCGUUAACGAACGGGCCGAAGAGAUGCGCGACCACAUCCGAUACACCUCCCUCAAAUCAAGGUCAAAAGUUACCAUUUUGGCUCAUUCGCUGUAUUCCACAACGUUCAUCAGAAAAUAUGGUAUCUUGUGCGUAAUUUUGCUACUGGGAUUGGGUUAUCUAUUCUAUCAAAGGGUGCUGUACCAAAAAUACAUUUAUCACACACUUCCGGCCUAUCAGCGUAGCGUCAAUUUUAAACUAAACUCCAAGGUAUCGCGGGAUCACUAUCAACCGGACCGAUGGCAACCGAUCGGGGACCCGGCCAAGCGGUUUCAAAUCUAUUCGGCCUACUUUGAUUCAAGGCUGGAAAUUGUCGAGAGCAUACCUGUGCCCCGAGGCGUUCUCCCCUUCGGAAGUGUUCGGAUAAUCGCGAUCUUACCGUUGAAUAUUCGUCGAGCGGAUGUCUUCUGCAACUUUCGGUAUGAAAAUUAUCCCGAUGUUAGGCGAUUCCGGGCGGAUCAGGUGGAGCCGAUACACGAAAACUUCGACUUACCGUUUUCGGCAUUAUUUAUCGUGUGUAAACUGGUUGGAAGUGAGGAUUCCACGGAGAUCACCCUUCCGAAUGAGGUCGGCUUAAGUUACGACGCGGAGGCUAGCAUGAUUAAUGCUACCACUUUCGUGGGGAUUCACUAUCACAAAUGGAACCUAUUGCCACAGGGUCAGCUCAACAACCAAUUAGCUGUCUGCGUCGGUCCACUCCACAACUACACCAACGCCGCAAGGAUCGUUGAAUUCGUGGAAUACUGGAAGCUGCUGGGUGCCGAACGGAUUUACCUUUACAAUAAAUCCAGCAGCACAGAUGUGGGUAAGGUGUUACGCUACUAUAGUGAACGAGGGGAAGCCGAAGUGCACGACUGGAAUCUGGAAGGUUACGAAUUCGAGCAGGAUCUUCGCUAUGAGGGCAUUUUCGCGGCACUGAACGAUUGUCUAUACCGGGCUACGGUGCUGGGUGAGUACACGUACACGGCAUUGGUCGAUCUGGAUGAGUUCCUGCUACCGGCGGGAUCCCCGGGCGGAUUAAUCCACUUCCUAACCGAGCGGGAUCGGUACGAUGUGCAUUCGUUCAACUUCCGGGCGGUUUUCUUCUACAGUUUCUAUGAGGAGGAUUUUUCGAGGAAACCGCCGUGGACCAACAACAGUUAUCUGUACACCCAAGUGCGGAACCUGAGAACCAGUAGUCCGCUGAUGCACCACAAUCGGAGCAAGUACAUUGCGAAGGGGCGGAGCGUCAUCGAGGCUGGGAAUCAUUUUGUGUGGAGCGCUUUGAGGGACACCAAGGAGUACCGCGUCCCGGAAGACGAAGGCCUACUGUUCCACUACCGGGACAACUGUGUCGGAUAUGGUUGCGAAGCCUACAUCGAAGAUAACCGUGCCCGUCGCUAUGAAAACCGAAUUUGGCCAGCCGUCGAUACCGUGUGCCGUACCAUCUUUCCCGCGUACGGAGGUGUUUGUCCACUGGGGGAUGGCGGUGAUUAACUAUCGAAUAAUGAAUCCCAGCCCAUCGUUUCUUCUCUGUUAGGUUUAUUAUUGCUAUCAUCACUUAGGUUAAUGUUGGCUUAUGUACUAAUCUUUGAAAUAAUUUUCAAGAGACACAAACACAAUGGUAUACAUUUUAGAAGAUGAAAAACACUUUUCAUGGUCCUGUCUUCUGUUUCGGUGCCCUAUGCAAAAAAUGUCAUCUCUUCUUAAA
Molecule: messenger RNA, 2025 nt
Organism: Topomyia yanbarensis
Lineage: Eukaryota; Metazoa; Arthropoda; Insecta; Diptera; Culicidae
Exons: 6
Coding region: 294-1811 (505 amino acids)
Source: RefSeq, a predicted model, not a curated record